This is a messenger RNA of Lasiodiplodia theobromae, 1527 nucleotides long. RefSeq lists its product as uncharacterized. The coding region runs from base 1 to 1527 and encodes 508 amino acids. The transcript has a single exon. The record is from RefSeq and is a predicted model, not a curated record. NCBI's taxonomy places the organism in Eukaryota, Fungi, Ascomycota, Dothideomycetes, Botryosphaeriales, Botryosphaeriaceae.
AUGGUGGACGACCUUGGAUUAGUCCAGGGCAUCAUCGCCGCAGUAUAUGCUGUUGCCUUGGCCGGACCAGUUUAUACAGCAUGUGCCCUCGGGGAAGCUGCCGUGUGGCCUAUCCUGAAUAAGCAGGCGAAGACUUUGAAAGAGCUGGACUCGUUCUUAUCUGCCGCUCGUGGAUCCAUUGCCUCGUUGCCCCCAGCGUACAUGGCCACCCGCUCGAUCGAAGCCCUUGUGGUUAUUUUGUGCAUCACCAUCGCAACCAUCACCCCGCUGGUCGGCUCGCCCAUUGUCGGGUAUGCCUACACUCGACUGGACGUGGCAAGCGAGUAUACCAGCACCUACAUGACCGGAGGGGCCAUGAGGAGCAGGUUCAUCCAGAGGAACCCUCCCAUCCGUCUUCCUGCUGCUGCCGCACAAGCCUUCAACCUCUAUACGUCGUGGUCCAGCAACCUGUCCUCCGAGGCGAUGCCCAACUUCCGAGAUUACAUCGUCAACCGCAAUCGGCUGGCCGAUCGAGGUGAGGUAUCGGUCCGUGCCGUGAAGGUCGAGAAGCGCAUAAGCUGCACCGGGCACGCGGUCAAGUUGAAGGACCAUGACGACGUUUCUGUUACCACGGACACCAAUAUGGGGAACAAGAGCAGCAGCACGGCGCGCAUCAGAGUUCAGCCGGUACUCAGCGUAUGGGUUGACCAAAUCCGAUAUAUGAGCGAGACAAGAACAAUAUCAACCCUUAUAUUCGCAGCCCUGAAUGGCACCAUCGAGAGCGGCGAGUUUUCCGAGGCAACGAGGGGAAUGAAGGUGGAGAACUACACGGGAGUGUCGGCUGUGGCUUGCGACGUGGAUGUCAAUUUGGUCGAUUCUUCAUUCGAGACUGGCAGCGGGACGUCACAAUUUACGACUGUCUCCGAUCUGGGUAUGCUGGAGGGGCCAUCCCAUCCGGAUUCGCCGUACGGGCCUCUUGGAGACGUGGCUGCGUGGUUCGGAGUUGCACCAUCGAUCAUGGGCCUCAGCGUCCACGGAACACAACCGACAUUUGUGGACAGAAAGCCACUACCAAAAGCUUAUGCUUCUUGGACUGCACCGAAGGCCUUCCACUGGGAGCUCGAGUCGAUUUACAGAUUCAUUAACGUUAGCUCAGGGGCCCUAGGUACAUCGAUUCGCUCCGUUGGAGGAAGCGACGAACUCAACGGUGAACCCUUGAACGCUACAUUGGUAUCUCGGAAAGCCAUGAAAAGACUGGAUCCGGCGCGGGUGUAUUACUUACUCAUACCGCCUUUUGUACUCCUGGCCAUCAUUAGCACUCUUGCUUCCUGGAGUCACUGGAUCCAUGAGCGCGCAAACAUCCCGAUCAUGCGCUUAGCUCACGUCUCCGAGGUGAUCAAGAGUGCGCAGACUGCAGACAUUCUGGAGCCGGCCAGUGAGGACUCGAGAGUACCGAAUCAACAAUCCAGCCUAAGAACCAUCAAGGUAAGAUAUGGAAUUGCAUCUGGCGGAACCGUUGGGUUCGCCAAGAAUAUAUCAAAUUUUUGA